This is a messenger RNA of Canariomyces notabilis, 1645 nucleotides long. RefSeq lists its product as uncharacterized. The record is from RefSeq and is a predicted model, not a curated record. Bases 108 to 1487 code for a protein of 459 amino acids. The transcript has a single exon. NCBI's taxonomy places the organism in Eukaryota, Fungi, Ascomycota, Sordariomycetes, Sordariales, Chaetomiaceae.
CUUGCCACUGUCGCACACGGCGCACACAGCGUGCCCCGAGUUCAGCCCAGUGUCGACGGCCGCUCUGAGCCCUAAACGGUUCAGGUACCGCCAAUAGCAAAAUCAUCAUGUCGACCACAUCGCUCUUCUUUUCCGUCGUCUAUAACUUUUUGUACUAUUUACUCUAUCUCGUUCUGAUCGCCUUCAUCAUCGUCACGCCCAGCGACUUGAUUCAGCAGGCUAUACCGCGCCGCUCCAACUACGAUAUCCUCAUCAUUACCCUCUGCUACAUCGUGACCAUCCUCAGCGUCAUCUUUAUCUACGCCAGUCGCCUGUACAUCAUUCGUUCAGUGCUGGCAUCAAUCCCAAAGCCAUGGAUCCCUAUCGAUAAAGGCGACGUCCCCCACGAUGUGCACGCGAUGAUCUCCGAGGAUCUCAGCAGGAGCGCCGCGAUUGCAUAUGAGUCCAGACCCCGUGUGCCACCAGUCGUCCCCAUGCAACGGCCUGCUGUGGACCCUGGUGGUGAAAAUCUAGCGGCAUCAUCCAAAUCGGCUACAUCGCCGCCAUGGCUAUCGAAGCUGAGGAAAAGCCACGAGUCGGAUAGGGACCUCCUUGUCGAUCUGGCUCAGCGCAAGCCUGUAUGGGGCGAGAUUGAGCACCCUGGUUGGGCCUCGCCUACAUCCCCUGACUUGCCGAAUCUGCAGUAUGACACGGUUGUUUUGGAAUUACCGAACCUGAUCGAGGCCAAGGCUCUCACUCUGGCCCCUCCCGACCCGGAAUCCAACGUUGAGCCACCUGUCCUGAAUCCCGACGCAGUUGCUCUCCUCCAGCGGCCAGAAUCGAUGGGACUGCGCGACUAUCUGAUGCAUCUCACCGAUCUGGCGGUUCUUGCACCACUGCCAACGACCAGCGAGUUUCUUGCCAAGUACGAAGCCGCACGCUUUUCUGCACGUCCCCUUACAAACGAUCAGUUCCGUACCCUGAUGCACCUCUUCGCUGAGAUUCUGCGGAAUAUGCAUCCCCUCAGUCAUGCGGCCCUGGUGAGAUACCAAGGUGACGAGGACGACGCGUCAAGCCGCUCUCCUUCGGAAAGCGACAUCGACAAUGAUGCGCCACGCGGGACAAGCCCCUCGAGUUUUGGCACCGCUGCCCGAGACAUGAGGACAACGGGUGGCAACGCCAACGACGCUGGGAGCUUUGCGCGCAGAGGAAGCUCAAGUACGGAGAGCUCAGGACGCCUGCGGCCGGGAAUUGGCGCGCGCCAUUCGUCAGCAAAUACCUGGCAAUACCGAACUGCUCCUACAACGCCCAGAAGCAGACACACUGGCCUCUCAAGGCAGUCUAGCUCGGCUAGUUUUGCUCAGACGAAGCAGCCAUACCCGGCCGGUCGGACGUCGAGCAGUGCUAGCAGCCUGCGAUCGGUUGGUGAGGGUUCAGUCAUCCGGCUGGCUGGGGCCAAUGACGCCACGGACCUACCAUAUGUGCUGACGUAUUCGCCCAGCCAGUGAAUGUGGUUCGUCUUGCUACGAGUUACGAAGUCACGCCCGGCCAUGUAUAAGAGUUCAAGUUGGUAGAAGAGUCAUCUUCAUUGUUUAAUGUUAAUGUCUGCUAGGAUAUGCUCAUUCAGUCUUUACCCAUUGCUAGCCCUGGACCAUGUUGGCCCACC